Priceomyces carsonii is the source of this 516-nucleotide messenger RNA. RefSeq names its product CCR4-NOT core subunit. Lineage: Eukaryota; Fungi; Ascomycota; Pichiomycetes; Serinales; Debaryomycetaceae. Gene Ontology annotation, cellular component: CCR4-NOT core complex; P-body. The record is from RefSeq and is a predicted model, not a curated record. Gene Ontology annotation, biological process: regulation of DNA-templated transcription; nuclear-transcribed mRNA poly(A) tail shortening. The transcript has a single exon. The coding region runs from base 1 to 516 and encodes 171 amino acids.
AUGGACAAAUUUGGCUUAAAGGGUUUGUCAUCUUUAAUAAGAAUGGAUCAAUCAGAUCACACUGCCUUUGGUAUAGGUCAAGAUAUAAGAAGAUUCGGCUUGGACUUAUCAGAUGACUCCCAUAUAUUGAAAAAUUUAGCCUCUCCUUGGUCAGAGACAUCCAGGUCAGACGUGGAGCCAUAUUUUUCGAUUCCUAAGUCAAUACAGCAGUCAAACAUAUCCCCACCUCCGGGACCCUGUGAUACAAAAAUUCAAUCCUUCACGGACGAAACGUUAUUCUAUAUAUUUUACAUGAAGCCAAGAGAUACUUUACAAGAAUACGCUGCGAGAGAACUAGUAGCAAGAAAUUGGAGGUACCACAAGGAUAUCCAAGUCUGGUUAACCAAAGAUAGCAAUGUGGAGCCUGUCUUAAUAAGUCAGGACGUGGAGAAGGGUGUAUACAUUUUUUUCGAUCCUCAUAAUUGGGAGAAAAUAAGAAAAGAGUUUGUCUUACAUUAUUCAUCAGUACAAGCAUAA